Physella acuta is the source of this 3334-nucleotide messenger RNA. RefSeq names its product serine/threonine-protein kinase PLK1. Gene Ontology annotation, cellular component: kinetochore; nucleus; centrosome. Gene Ontology annotation, biological process: mitotic spindle organization; protein phosphorylation. Lineage: Eukaryota; Metazoa; Mollusca; Gastropoda; Physidae. Gene Ontology annotation, molecular function: protein serine/threonine kinase activity; ATP binding; protein binding. The record is from RefSeq and is a predicted model, not a curated record.
UUGAAUCACGGGCUCGUAGGAAUCUGCUGUGUGCCUACCUUUAAAUUUUACUUCAUGUUUUGCUAAAGUUUGAAAUAAAUAAUGGCUAGCACAAGUGUGAAAGACGAUGGCCGUCCUAAAGACUCAAUACCAGAAGUGUUAAAUGAUCCUGGUACAGGAAAACGAUAUCUAAGAGGACGUUUUCUCGGGAAGGGAGGAUUUGCUAAAUGUUACGAAUUGACAGACUUGGACACUAAAGAAAUAUGGGCAGGAAAGAUUGUUUCCAAAUCUUUGCUUGUAAAGCAACAUCAGAAAGACAAGAUGGCCCAAGAAAUUGCUAUUCAUCGAAGUGUGGCACACAGACACAUAGUUCUGUUUCAUACUUUUUUUGAGGAUAGUGAGAAUGUGUACAUACUUCUUGAAUUAUGCCGUAGAAGGUCUUUGAUGGAGUUGCAUAAAAGACGAAAGGCUGUAACAGAGCCUGAGGCUCGAUACUUUGUGCGACAAAUCAUUGAAGCUUGCCAGUAUCUGCACAAUAACAGGGUCAUUCAUAGGGAUUUGAAGCUUGGCAACCUGUUUUUGAAUGACGAAAUGGAAAUAAAGAUUGGUGACUUUGGUCUUGCUACCAAGUUAGAUUAUGAGGGAGAGAGAAAGAAAACAUUAUGUGGUACCCCCAACUAUAUAGCCCCAGAAGUAUUAGGCAAGAAAGGGCAUAGUUAUGAAGUUGAUGUAUGGUCGCUUGGAUGCAUUGUGUUCACUUUGCUGGUUGGCAAACCACCUUUUGAAACUUCCUGUCUAAAAGACACAUAUAUGCGUAUUAAAAAGAAUGAGUACAGUGUUCCUUCUAAAGUAAGCACAGCUGCAAGAAAUUUAAUAAACCGUUUGCUAAGAUCAAAUCCUACAGAUAGGCCCAAUAUGGAUCAGAUUAUGGAAGAUCCAUUUUUCACAGCAGGCUAUUUACCACCACGUCUCCCAACAUCUUGUUUGACUAUGGUACCCAGAUUUGACACCUUAAUUAAACAACCACAUGAAGGUGCUGAUAUGGCUCUGCUAGCUUCUGGUCUGUCUAGAAAGCCUUUGUUAGAUAUGAAUGAAGUACAAGCUAGGCCUUACACAGCAGACCCAGCCAAACGAGAAAUAGAAAAAAGAAGUGAUAGAGGAGUGAAUGAACCUGAGAUAGAAACACGCCCUGAUAUUGGCAGAAAAAAUGAGGAUGAGCCAAGAGAUUAUUAUCUCUCUGACUUAUGUGGUCAGUUGUCUGCUGUGAUCGCUGCUAAACCAGGAGAAAGACUUAAUGCCCAACUUGAUGAGUGUGAAGAUCCUGCAGCUAUACCUAUUUACUGGAUUAGCAAGUGGGUUGAUUAUUCAGACAAGUAUGGACUGGGGUACCAACUUUGUGACAACAGUUUUGGUGUGCUUUUUAAUGACUCUACGCGGUUGAUUCUGCUGACUAAUGGAGAAAACAUUCACUACAUUGAAAGAGAUGGCAAGGAACAUUAUCACACGUUGAGGUUAUUCCCAGAAUCUCUAGGAAAGAAAGUCACACUUCUAAAAUAUUUCAGAAAUUAUAUGAAUGAACAUUUACUCAAAGCUGGUGCUAACAUGACUCCACGUGAUUCUGAUGAGAUGAUUAGAUUGCCUUUCCUUAGGACAUGGUUCAGAACAAGAAAUGCUAUUGUUUUACAUCUUAGUAAUGGCACCUUGCAGAUAAACUUUUUCCAAGACCACACAAAGAUAAUAGUGUGUCCUUUGAUGGCUGCAGUGACAUACAUUGAUGAGAAGAGGGAAUUUCGUACUUACCGCCUUAACCUGAUAGAGAAGUAUGGUUGCUCAAGGGAUUUAGCAAGUCGCCUCCGGUAUGCAAGAACAAUGGUUGAAAGACUGCUGAACUCCAAAUCUGUGGGUUCCAAUAGACCUAAAACUGCAGCACCGUAAAGAUUUUUGUCACUUAUUUUUUUACUUUUCUGUUUGUCUACUGCACUCUUUUUGUACUUAUGGUAGAGUCCAAUAGAAUCACAUUUUUACUUUGUUUGGGAAAAGGUUUUGACAAAAAAAAAAUUCUUUUAAAUAGUUAAGGCUAUGAGUAACCUUCUUAUUUAGAUCACAAUGGUUGUGAUUUAAAUAGACCUAUUUUUUUUUUUUAAAGAAUUUGCCAGAUUAAGCACAAUAUGAAGGGUUUGAUUUGUUUACAUCUGAUCUCACCAAAGGCCUUAUUUUGAAUGUUGUGGGCUAGUGAUUUAAUCAAAUCGUGAACAUUUUCAAGACACAUUUUAAUACUUAAAAUUAUCAUGAAGUGCGACACAAGAAAUGAAUUAUUUUUAAUCACCAAAGACUAUGUUUAAGGUGGCAAGAGUUGAUUUCUUAUAUAAAUAAAUAUGCACUAAAUUGAUGUAUUGUCAGUUUUGUAUUUCCUUGCAUACUCUUGUAAAAAUUGUCAACUUUACAUUUUAGUUAGAACAAGCUGUUGAUUAAACUUUGUUUAGAGCUACCAAUUUGCUAUCUACUCUAAGUUUUAUUUCAACAUAAACAUUUUUUUGUAUGCUGAAAGUCAAUAUUUAAGGUUAAUUACAGCUGUCAUGUUUAUUAGGAUGCAACGUUGUAAUUUUGUAGAAUAGAUAUAGCACCUAAUGUGGUCAGUUGUGCAUUUAUCUAAUCAUCUCAAAUCCCCCAAGUGAUACAUUGUUUCUAUCCUUUGGAUCAAUUUAACACUAACAAUGACUUUGUUUUUAUGAUUUGACAAAGUGGUUAAACUAUGAAUACAAGUUAUUUGGCUCAGAUGUAUUAAUAAUUGUGAUUUAAUUUUGAAUUAUGAACAUUUCCUUAAUGGUUUAAGUUAAAAUCUUUUUUUUUUCAGCUUGAAUCUUAGAAUUUGGUAAUCACAUUGCUUUUGCCCUAAUUAAAGAUUAAACUAGCAACAUUCCAGCAUUCUUUCACAAAUUUUCUUUUCACAUCUAAUUUGACAAAAAUAAGUCGUCAGAAGUUAGGUCAAUUACAGGAAGCUUCAAAAGUUAAAAACAAUUAUGCUUAUGUGGGUGUUUCUGUAUUCAAUAAAAUUAAGCCUCAGUCAAAGAUCUGUAAUACUAUAAAAUUGUAAAUAUAUUACAAUCUUGUGUACAUAUUUUGAUAAUAAUGUCAGGGCUUGUGCUCAGACCUAAAGGGUGUUGUGUAUUGAAUAGACACUAAACUAUGUCCUAUUCUACUCAUUUCAUUGUUUUGUUUUGGCACAUACAGUAUUGUGCUUUUUUAUAAACUGAAAUUUUAUUUCUGGACAUAUUUUCAACUGGCUUAGUUGUAAUUGUAAAGAAAUAGUGAAGACAAAUCAAUUUUGUACUCUAUACCAGGGGGUCUCCAAACU